GCCUUGGAUGGUCCACCGUAAACUCAGCCUACGGAGAUACCAUUGUCAUGCCUUGUCGACUCGACGUACCUCAGAAUCUCAUGUUUGGCAAAUGGAAAUAUGAAAAUCCUGACGGCUCCCCAGUAUUUAUUGCCUUCAGAUCCUCUACCAAGAAAAGUGUGCAAUAUGACGAUGUACCGGAGUACAAAGACAGACUGAGCCUUUCGGAAAAUUACACUCUGUCCAUCAGCAACGCCAAGAUCAGCGAUCAAAGGAGAUUUGUGUGCAUGCUGGUUACCGAGGACAACGUGUUUGAGGCACCGACGAUAGUCAACGUGUUCAAGCAACCAUCUAAACCUGAAAUUGUAAGCAAAGCACCAUUUCUCGAAACAGAGCAGCUAAAAAAGUUGGGCGACUGCGUUUCGAAAGACAGUUACCCAGCUGGCAACCUCACGUGGUACAGGAGUGGGAAGCUGCUGCAGCCCCUGGAAGGAGUGGUGGUCAUAAAUUUUAAAAAAGAAAUGGAUCCAAUUACUCAAUUAUAUACCAUGACUUCCUCCUUGGAAUAUAAGACAACCAAGGCUGAUAUACAAAUGCCAUUUACCUGCUCUGUGACGUAUUACGGACCAUCUGGCCAGAAAACACUUCAUUCAGAACAAGCAGUUUUUGAUAUUUACUAUCCGACGGAGCAAGUGACAAUAGAGGUGCUACCGCCGAAAAAUGCCAUCAAAGAAGGAGACAACAUCACCCUCAGAUGCUUGGGCAACGGGAACCCUCCUCCUGAGGAAUUUCUGUUUUACUUACCAGGGCAGCCUGAAGGAAUACGAAGCUCGAAUACUUACACACUGACAGACGCGAGGCGCAAUGCGACGGGAGAGUACAAAUGCUCGCUGGUAGACGAGAAGAGCAUGAUCGCCUCGACAGCCAUCACAGUCCACUAUUUGGAUUUGUCCUUAAAACCGAGUGGGGAGGUGACCAAGCAGAUUGGGGACACCUUGCCUGUGUCGUGCACGAUAUCUGCCAGUAGGAAUGCCACUGUGGUUUGGAUGAAGGACAACAUCAGGCUUCGAUCGAGCCCGUCAUUUGCUAGUCUUCACUAUCAGGAUGCUGGGAAUUAUGUUUGUGAAACCGCUCUGCAAGAGGUGGAAGGACUCAAGAAAAGGGAGUCCCUGACUCUUAUUGUAGAAGGAAAACCUCAAAUCAAAAUGACAAAGAAAACCGACCCCAGUGGACUGUCUAAAACAAUAAUCUGCCACGUGGAAGGUUUCCCAAAGCCAGCUAUACAGUGGACCAUUACUGGCAGCGGAAGCGUCAUAAACCAGACAGAGGAGUCUCCGUAUAUCAAUGGCAGGUAUUAUAGUAAAAUUAUCAUUUCCCCUGAGGAGAAUGUUACCUUAACUUGCACAGCAGAAAACCAGCUGGAGAGAACAGUAAACUCCUUGAAUGUCUCUGCUAUAAGUAUUCCAGAACACGAUGAGGCAGACGAGAUCAGUGAUGAAAACAGAGAGAAGGUGAACGACCAGGCAAAGCUAAUCGUGGGAAUCGUUGUGGGUCUCCUCCUCGCUGCCCUUGUUGCUGGUGUUGUCUACUGGUUGUACAUGAAGAAAUCAAAGACUGCUUCAAAACAUGUGAACAAGGACCUGGGUAACAUAGAGGAAAACAAAAAGUUAGAAGAAAACAAUCACAAAACAGAAGCCUAAGAGAGAAAGCGUCGAUGCUGUCCAGAAAAAACUAUAUAAACCAAUUGAAGCAUGAACGUGGAUUGUAUUUAAGAUAUAAACAAAGACAUUGACAGCACUUCAUGGUUCAAGUAUUAAACAGUUCAUUCUACCAAGCUGUCACAGAAUUUUAGAGAAUUAUCUCAAGUAAAACAAUGAAAUGAAAUUUUAAAAAAUAACAAGUUUGGCAGCCAUGAUAGUAGGUCAUACGUUGUGUUUGGUUUGAAUUAUUUUCUGUAAAUGUCUGCACUGAGGAUUUCUUUUUGGUUUGCCUUUUAUGUAAAUUUUUUACGUAGCUAUUUUUAUACACUGUAAGCUUUGUUCUGGGAGUUGCUGUUAAUCUGAUGUAUAAUGUAAUGUUUUUAUUUCAAUUGUUUAUAUGGAUAAUCUGAACAGGUACAUUUCUGAUUCUGAUUGCUAUCGGCAAUGCCCCGAACUUUCUCACAAGCACCUAAAACCCAAAGGUAGCAGCUUGUGAAGAUCAGGACACACACACUGCCCUACUCAGAAACUGAUUUUUAUCACAAGUGAGGGAGAGGCUGACAGAUUGAUGAGCGGUGCCUGAACUGAUUGUGUGUCUGCCGGCAGUUGGCUAACAAAUCCAGACGCACACGGACGCACGUGCACGAUAGCACUACACUCCCACACUGACACUCUGCCUUUUCUGAAAAAGACCUAACACAGAAUUUGGGUAACACUUAUCUUUAGAUACCUGUUAGUACAUUGUUUUUCGUGAAUGGACAAAACAAACCUACGUGUGAGAGACGGUCUGGAAAAAUCAUGAGUAACGUUCCCAUUUUCACAAUCACGAUAUAAAUCACCGUAAUUAAAAAUUGGUCUUAAAUCCUUUGGGUUAUCCACUGCCUUAAAAUUAUACCUGUUUCCUUUUCAAAAAGGGUAUCAGUCAGAAUUGGAGAUUUUUAACAGUGGUCAUUAAUUCAAAGCUGUGUUAUUUUCCACAGAAUAUAGAAUAUAUAUUUUUUUCGUGUGUGUUUUUGUUAACUACGCUACAGAUAUUGAAUGCACCUUGAGAUAAUUUAGUGUUUUUAACUGGUACAUAAUUUAUCAAACAGUACAUGAGAGUGUAAUAAUAAAAUGUCUAUGUAUCUUUAGUUACAUUCAGAUUUGUAACUUUAUAAACAUGUUUUAUGCUUGAGGACUUUUUAAGGUGGUAGUAUAAAUGGCGACUUUUUGAAGUAGACUGGAUAUGGUCCAAUAGCUCCUUGUGACUAGACUUCUAAACUUCGCUCUUUCAGGCAGAUGCCUGGUUUCUGGGAGAAUACUGCACAGCCAUUUUUGUCCCAGAACUUAUAUAACUUUAACUGAAAAAAAAUGAACAUUAGAUUUCCAGUUACAGAACCAUGUUCUUUGAGAGGAAAACUGGUGUUUGUUUUUUAGACUCAUGGAAUAAAAAUGUAUGAAGGCAAUGAAUAAUUAAUUGAAGAUUAAACCCAGAUGGAGAUUAGGGAAACUGUUUUGCCACUUCUACAUUAUUUAGAAACACACGUUAUUGUACAUUUGUGAACAAUUUAUUGUCUGAGCGAUAGUGACUCAGUUUAAUAAAAGCUUCCUGUAGUGCAUUGGUAUGGAUUAAAUACAUAAAAUAUUCUAUUAGACUCAAUGCUGUAUAAAACAUUAUGGGAAAAGAGAAAAUAUAUUAUUUUGCCUCUAAACUUUGAUUUAUUGAAGUUUUAUUUGGCAGGAAAAAAAAUUGAAUCAUGGUCAAUAUUGAAACCAAAGUAAAAGGGGAAAAACCAAAGUUACCGUUUUGCAUGGCUAAGCCAUUCUGUUAUCUCUGUAAAUACUGUGGUCUGUUUUUUUCUCUUUAGAAUUUUGUUAAAGAAAUUCUAAAAGUUUUAAACACCUGCUUUCCACAAUAAAUCAUGAACACUAACGUGAAAUUAGAUUACUUCCAUAUUAAUUUUAUUUUCUUCUUUUCAUUUGCUGUGGGAGAUCAAAAGUUUAAAGUUCUACUCCUAAGAUAUGUUUGCAGAAAGAAGCAACAGGGCGAUAGAAAGACAGGGUUAUACUACGGUUACAGAUUUCCUUCGUUUGCAGUGCUUAACUAAGUCCCCAAAACAGUUGUCAGAACCUAGAAAGAAAUCCAGAGCUCUGGACCAAGAGCAGAAAUUUUCCAGAAGGAGGGACGGCAUUAUUCUCAUUGAAUCAGUGCCGGAUAAAGAGGAAUGCGUGCUUGCUAAGGGCAACCGUGUGCACCGCGGUACCAGGAGGAAGAUAAUUCAGUCUUCAACUUCUGAGGUUUUGUAUCUCCAGUUUAACUCUUUGGCAAAGGAGACAGGCUUUGCCAGUUCAAGGUUCGCUCCCUAUAUGUGACUAUAGAACUUGUAUGUGGAAAUGGAUUAACAUAUCCGUCUAUGCCUAAAAGAUAAUAAAAAUGAAAUAUGUCUUCACAUAA
Molecule: messenger RNA, 4113 nt
Organism: Chinchilla lanigera (long-tailed chinchilla)
Lineage: Eukaryota; Metazoa; Chordata; Mammalia; Rodentia; Chinchillidae
Gene: Alcam
Product: activated leukocyte cell adhesion molecule
Biological process (GO): cell adhesion
Cellular component (GO): plasma membrane
Source: RefSeq, a predicted model, not a curated record